GCGCGUCGCCAUUGGUGUGGGAUGAUGUCAUCCACAGCGGAGACAAUAGAGCCCACCUCCCCCGUCAGUGUCUCCUCGCCACACGCGCACCGCGGCUCGGCGUGACACACGCUCGGACGUGACGCCAGCUGAGUGAGCCAAGCACUUCUGAUGACAUUCGCUGCCGUGUCGGUUCAGUCCGGAGCCCAACCGAGCACGCCGAGCAUCUGCCACUCAGACCGGGGCUCCUCUCUCGUUACGCUCCCACGCAGAGGAAAGUGUCACACAUCUGGAUCAGCACACUUAACCCACCGGCUGGUUCCGCUCGGGGUCCACGGCAUGAGGCGUGAGGAUUUGUGACUCGGCUGCGCGUGAGUGAUGAACACACAGCGGGACUCUUGAUGCAAGGCUGAAAGAGAGGGGUGGAAAAGAGAUGAGGAAACCAUCACCAGACUACGCCAGGACUUAAACAUGGAGACACCGGAGUGCGCUUUGCUUUCCCGAUGGCUUUGCAUAAACCCAGAUGCCUCCCCUCCCUCUUGACGAGCGCAUAGUGGUCAUUCAGCGCCCUAAAAACGUGUGUGAGGCUUCCCCACAAACCAUCCCGCAGCAUUCCUCUCAGAUAUCAGCCUCUACCAAUGGACGGGUUUCCCAGCCUUCGCAUCUCCAUGCCUCUCAUUCCCACUUUUACUCACCCGCGUGUAAAUCUGUGAGUGUGGAAUGCAAGCGCAGGUCAUCCCGUGUGCAGAGAUUCAAGGGCGACCAGCCUGCCAUCCCAGCAGAUGUCCUCCACAUCCCGAGCCACUGCCAUAGCAAUGGCACAGUAACGCUUGCCCCACGGCUUCCCUCCCACACACAUACUAUUGAUAUCAAGGUAUCGGUGGACAAAGGGAGACGGGGAGGAUUAAGUAACUCAUUAGGGCGCGCUGGAAUUGUAAAAGGCGGCAGAGGGAAAUGCGUCUCUUCCCAGUUUGAUCAAGGACAAUGCGAGAGAAAAACCGGAAGCUUUGGGAGGCCCUGUGGAUUCGAGCACAAGCCACAACAAGUCCGUCAGCUGUCGUCGUCCCCUGGAGGGAUCCUCCAGUUUGUCCCUGCUCAGGCAAAUCAGCAUACAUUCAGGGGUGAAAAAGAGAAAGAAAACUCCAGUUUUCAUUACAGAGGUGACCAGGAAUUUCCCUCUUUGGGUCACAGGAAAAGUUCCAAGCUGGGAACUGUUCAUCAAAGCCAUAAUAGCCACAGUCUGCCCUACCACCACCACUCUGUUYCUGUUCCCCAUGCCGCCAUCCUAAACUCCACCUAUCCUUCGUCUCCCCCAUCCCAAACCACUCAUGUCCCAGUCUCCUUUCAGCAGCUUAACCAACCUCACCCUCCUCGCACAAGGGAUCACCGCCCUCACAUCCUUCAUGGUCUUCCGCUGUCCCCUUGCUCCUCCCGUGUCGGAGGGUUCCCUAGUCCAGACCACACUUGUACCAUUGACUGUGCGCACCCAUUCAACUGUGGCUGCUGGAGGUUGGUAAGAUGCACGGGAUGUAAAGGAGACUCUUCCAGUUACCAAGGAGGUGGAGGAAGCACUUCUACCUCAUUUUCCUGUGGCCACAAUGUCGGCGCAGUGAAGAGAGGAAGUAAAGACAUGGGCCUGAAGAAUAUGGGUGGUUGCCUCUCCACCGCUUCCACAUCAAACACUUCCUCGUCUAACAGCACUGCUUCUGAUUGUCGAGCAGCUCUGUUCAAACCUCUACCUUGUGCCUCCUGCGGUGGAGAGGCUGGAAACUUUGAGAGUCCUGCUAUCCUUCGGAAGAAGCUAGUAGGAGGAUGCCUUCCCUGUAYUUCUCUGUCGUCUUCGACCCCUUUGCGGGCGAUCCAAAGCUGUGUGUCUGGUUGCAACAACAAGGCAUCUCAGACUGGCAGUUCUUCCUGCAGCUACUGCAGCAGCGACCCGAUAGUGGUGACGUUCAACCCUCGCCGGGGAAAGCCUCCUGGAAGAGGCUUAGGACCGACUCACCCAAUGGCUAUGCUACAAGCUGACGAUGACGACUACAGCGUGCGCACCAUCUGGCCUGAGGAACUGGCCAAGAAAAUGACCCAUUCCAAAGCCCAAAAGAACAACUACGCUGGGAUGGGUGUUGGGAAAASCUGCUCUAGCCAGACCCAGAAUGGCAGUAACAGACCCGACCUUGCCCUCUUAGACUGUCAGAACCUUCAGGAAUACGCUCAGACUAAUUUCACAGACCAUGCUGGCCGACGACGGCUUCAGCAAGGCAAAAUGGCUGCCCUUGGUUUUGUAGGCAGCAGGUUGGGAUCUAGCUACGAUGACGGCCGUAACUCGUUGAAGAGGCUCUUGAAUAAAGCGGAAGAUGUUGGAAUGAACGACAGUCCUGAGCAUGGCCAAGUGUAUCCACGAUCCCCCUCUCCCUGCUCCGUGUCUCCGCCAUCACCCGUGUCCUUUUCCCCUCCCCCUUCGGCCCCCAGCACACUCAUCAAACCCAAACCCUGGCAGAGAGAAAGGGAGGGAGGACACUCUCUGCCGUCGGCUCAGUCCCUUCACCUGGCUCUGAACUCCCUUAACAGAGAGCAAGAUGAGGAGAACAACCGAAUGAGGCUAUCUUUGCCACUCUCCUCAUCGCUGCCUGCCUCCCUGUCCGAUGAGACUGUGAUGACUCCCGAUGCGGAGAACGCCGUCAUCAGCCCGAUCCUGCCCUUCCUGUUCCUGGGGAACGAGCGAGACGCCCUGGACCUGGACCUGCUGCUGCACCUCAACAUUGGCUAUGUGGUAAAUGUGACCACACACCUGCCCCUCUACCACACCAACGCGGGGCUGCGCUACAAAAGGCUCCCAGCCACUGACAACAGCAAGCAAAACCUUCGCCAGUACUUCGAGGAGGUUUUUGAGUUUAUUGAGGAGGCAUAUCAGAGUGGACAGGGCGUGUUGGUUCACUGCCAGGCAGGUGUGUCCCGUUCUGCAACCAUCGUCAUCGCCUACCUUAUGAAGCACACCCUCAUGACCAUGACGGACGCCUACAAGUACGUGCGGAGCCGUCGGCCCGUGGUGUCGCCCAACCUGAACUUCAUGGGUCAGCUCUUGGAGUUUGAGAGGGACCUCAACUCCGGGGUGACUCCUCGGAUCUUGAUGCCUAAGCUAAAUGGUGUGGAGACGCAGGUUUGAAGGGGGCAGGGGGUCGACGGUCAGGACUGUGUAGCAUUGAAGGGGUAUUAAAAAGAAAAAGAGUGCAGCACAUUUUUUAGAGCGACAGGUCGAGAGAGAAUCUUGGCGGGUUUGGCAAAUAGUGCACUUUCAAUACUGUGAAACACGAGACAGAGGACUGGAUGGUUCAUUUGUUUUAUUGUUAGGCAAUUUGAUCCCCAUCCAGCGUACUGUUCAUAAGAUAAUGUGCCAAUAUUUUGUACAGCUCCGACAUAAUUCAGAUAUCUUUUUUUAAGAUCUAAUACCUCUUCCUUUUUGUUCCUGUUUACAACGUCAACGUUCAUGCAGGAGGAGCGACUUUCUUGCCCGAAAUCAUAAAUGCAUGCAGAACCUGAAUGCACCAUGGAAAGGGUUCAUUGUUAUUCAUCUACAACAGCUCUUUACUACUUUCCACCACAUGUAGCAGCGCAAUGCACUUUACUGCCCAUUCAUUUGUUAUCAGAGAGAUGAGGUAGGACCUCAGUUACUGUUUUUAAAUCAUUAACUUUGCUUUCAUUUAAUCAGUUUCAUUGUUUCUUUCAGUUUGAGCUGUGGAACAGUGAGGUGUGGACCUAGAAAGUAAAGUUUUUUUUGUUUGUUUGUUUUUUUGCCAUUUCGGUAGUUAAAUCUUGCAGACUUGUUUAAAUGGUGCAUUAACAUGCAAUGUGGAUGCGAACAAUUAGAAAUGCAGGUUUUACAAUUGUAUAAAUGCAUUUAUUCCACUACAUGAGCAUUUCCUAGCAAACAGUUCAGCAGAUGGUUGGUUCCUGCUGUUGCAGUGUGCUUUUAAAUCUUCUCAAAGUGUGAAAACUAAUUUAGUUUUUCUUUCUUUCUAUGUUAGGUUGUAUUUCUGUGUUUUCUGCUUAACAAAAAGUAGUUUAAUAUGUAGCAUGAAACAGAUCUGCAGGUUUUUUUCUAGAAAUCGAGAGAGCACAUGGGUGACAUGUAAGGUCCUGCAAAGCUUUUUAGGUCAUAAAAUUGUUUCUGCAUUUUAAAAAAUAUAUAUAUAUAUAUAAUUAUAAUAAUCUGCCCCGCUGCAGUUUGUUAUUCACUAAACGGAGCUCAUUUGAAGUAGCACAGUGUUGUUUAAAAGCCUUCAAAUCCAUUUGUUUUUAUUGCAGUAGCAUAGUUUAACACUGAAACAUGUAGAAAAGCCCAACCUUUAAUUUGAAAACAUUUAUUUUAAUGGGGGGAAAAGGUUUAGGAGACUUUAACAUAAACUCUUUCAGAGUUAAUGGCUCUCCCGCUGUCAGUACAACUGGUGCCGAUUAUUAUUAUUUUUUUCUUUAAUCAUUUCUGAAGGAGGUGACGUGGCACUUCUGUUGUGCCCUAUAAAGCUCAAGUAAAGUUUAGCAAUCCCAACAUUUUAGUGUUUUUGCCAGUACCUGUCCCAAACAGCCUGGUUGCAUCCAGAUGAUGAUGAUGGUGAUGAUGAAAUUAUUGCUGAUUCCCAAUCAGACGAUCUAAAAAAAAAAAAAAGACUCCUAAAAAUGAAAGAACUACUUACAAAAGGCUUCAAGUCACGUUUAUGCUAAAAGUGUUUUUAGAGGUACUAAUAACUGCUUUAAAACCAAUUAUUCCUUAACAUGGGACUAAACAAAUAUAUUCACAAUGUUUCAUACGUAUUUUCUUUAUUGUCAGAAAUUGCUACUGUAAUAAAAGCUGAGUGUUUUGGGCUUUUUUACAUGGCAGUAGAUGUGGAUGCCGAUGCAUUUUAAGUUAUUUGCAGCCUUCAAGCCAAAAAUCUUUGAAUUACUUUCACACCAUUAACCAUCAUCAGUCCUAAUAUUAUUAUUAUUCCUGAGCUCGGCUCAUGCGGCUUGCUGACCUUCUCCAUUACUAUGCAUUAUCUUGAUAACAAGAAGUUUGGUUUGGUUUGAAAAUGUUUCUUGAUUCACUGUGAACUAUUUUCCAGAGUGGUUCAGACUCAGAGAGAGAGCGAGAAUAUAAUCUGUUACAGGAUGAUUACAUUCAGUUUAAUUAGCUCAUUAUAACUCAAUAAAAAAAAUGGUCAUUCGACAGUAGAUGAGGAGUUGAAGUGCUGUAGAUCCAGCGGAUCUUCAGCUAGCAGAACUUCAAGCAUUGUAUUUGACUGGAUGUAAAGUCUUUUAAUUUGUUGGAGCAGAUUUUUCUCAAAUAAGAUCACAUUUAUAUUUUUAACAGCAGUGCAUACAGAACAUUGCCUUGCAAAAGUAUUCGUUUAAUUCGAGAUUCUAAUGUUUGUUGGAGGAUUUUUAUUAAACACACCAGCUCCGCUUUUUUUAAUUUGGAGGCAUCCGAAUCGAGGGGGCUAAACACAUUUAUAGGACGCACUUUUCAGAAUUUUAUUUUUAUUUUUUUUCUUAAUCCAUCCAAUAAAAACCCAAUUGAGGUUUAUGGAUAUGUGAGCAAAUGUAGGGUAUGAAUACUUGCAAGGCAUUGUAAUUUGGUCCAAACUUUCACUGGAAGUGAACUCGGUUAUUGAUGCUCCUCCUGACAAACUUAAAAGCAGCAGCUUUUGUUUUUGUUGACGGCGGCGGAGGGCAAAGUAUGCAGAUUUUUGACGCAUUUCUUCAAAUUACAAAUUACUUGAAGGUCCAAACAGUAGCAAAGUAUGUGUAUGCGACAGAUCAAAGAGCCGCAGUACACCAGAAUUCUCUGCUUUUCUCAAGUAUUCGACUCCGACUGCAGUUAACCCUUUUCUUUCUCGAGCUGUUAUUAACGUGAGGUCUGGCUCCAGUUGUCUGAAAAAAMCCAAAAUGCCUUUAGUUUGUGUAAACUGGUACACAGCUGCUGUGGAAACUGGGUGAACAAAUCCCGAAUUUUACUUGGUGGAUUUAUUUUCUGACUGAUCGACUUUGUUAUAGUUCUUAUAUUUUUCUACAGCCAUACUUAUUUUCUUUUUUCUUUUUUUUUUUUUGUUGUAUUUACAUGCAUUUUAUUUUCUUUUUUAAACACGAAGGUCUACAUGGACAGAAUGACUCCCUCCAACUCUGCCAUGACAGUUUGGAUGUUGGCGAACGAGGGUCAACAUGGCGCGCUCGUGUUUUGGUGAUUUCCUUUUUUUUUUUUUUUUUUAUUUAACGUCUCGCCUUCUUUCAGCUGGAGAAACGUCAGCCCGACCACUCCUCCUCCCAUCUCUGCAGCUCAGCUCACCUUGAAAAGAGGAAGAGAGAGAGGUGGCUCACUCGCUCGCUUGCUGUUGCUACCAGAUUUUUUUGUAUGAACUCUAUAUGCAAAAUGGCUGCCGACGCGGAUUACUUUAAUGUCACACUGUGUGAAUUUGCUGCGCAGCGGGGUCGUUGCUGACCUCAAGAGAGACUCUCUGGAGGAAAUUCUUUAAUUUAUGGAAACUGAAGGGCCUCUUUUUGUGAGUGUGUGUGUGAGUGUCUAUGUGUGUGUUCAGAUUUUCUGUUUGUCUGCUUCUCUUGGACACAAAAAAAAACUGGGUUAUUUCUUGCUGGCCAUCUGGGAACGUUGUAUACUUUCACUUACUUCGGGGAACUCCAGUUAUUCCUGUUUUGAAAGCUUACUUUCAAACUUUGUGGAAUAAUUUUCUGUACCAAAUUCUGAAUUUGAGGUUAUUAAUGGUUCAGCUGACGAAGAGAAAUCAAAGUAGAGCACCACCCUCCUCCAUCCUGAUGGGGGGGCAAGAACUCUUCUUCAGGUACGACGUCGUCAUAGUAACGCUGUGCUGUUUCUCCAUCCCGCCUCCAACCAGAGACCCAGAAACUCGUAUAAACUUCCCUCUAGCGCUGCCUCCUCCUUCUUCCUCCGCCCCUUUGUUUCUUAAUGGAUUGUUCCUCUUUAACCAAUUGUAAUAUUUUUCAUAUUGUAGCAUCUGGUCCUUGUAUUUAGGCAGUUUUUUUUUACCUCCAUGUACCGACUAUACUCUUCAUAAUCCUUCUGAGGUGCACUGUGACAAACACGAUGCUGCUAUAUCAAAAGACUGAGUAUGUUGGUCACAUUUAAGCAGAUGGGCUGGUGACUGGGAGCCCCUGCUUGAUUUGUUUCAGUUGGAAUCCAUGUGCUGCCGCUAACGUUUUCCAGCUUGAAAUGCACAAACGCGGGAUCUGUAGCUGUCCACGGUGGUCUUCCUCUGCGAGUAUUAUAGAAAAGAAAGCAAAGUGUCUUUACUGUGUUGCUUUCUUUUCUGCAGCACUAGUGAUUCUGGCCAAUAUUCUCUCUAACCGGUGAUGGAUUUAUGACUGAAUCUCCUUGCUAAGCCCAACAUGCGGUACAAUUAUUUAGAUUUUUAAUACAAUUCAUUUUGUUUUUAUUAUAUAGGCAUUCAAAUACUGUUGAGCCAUUCAUGCUGAUACUAAGAUUUUGAGAAGAUUUGUAUGACAUGUUGCAAAGGAUAAUAAAGAUGCAGAUGUGUGUGUG
Molecule: messenger RNA, 7525 nt
Organism: Poecilia reticulata (guppy)
Lineage: Eukaryota; Metazoa; Chordata; Actinopteri; Cyprinodontiformes; Poeciliidae
Source: RefSeq, a predicted model, not a curated record